CUACUGAAUCAACAUUCAACAUACAACAUACUCCUCGCUCUUAGGUAAUUGUUGAUACACGGAUUAUUUCCAUUGAAGGAUUGAGAGUUCAAUUGAGUGAGGUACGUGUGUGUGAUUCUCUUCGAUGGGAUGAAUUGGAUGGGGAGAGGAGGGGUAAGGGAGGAGCUUGAGGUGUUGGAGCUGUGCGGACAGGAUAAGACAAGACGACGGCGCGAUGCAUGUUUGCGGCAUUGAGACAAUUGCAGGCAGAGCACAUCAGAGCAGGAAAGAAAUUGGGUGUUUGCUUCUGCUUCAGGUUGUGACUGCGUUGAGACCGUGAUGGGCUGGCAUAUCGGCGUGAUGAACGAGAUACGCCGAAAAGAGAGAAGACAAGAGAGUGGAAUUUAAGCUAACGAGUGAUUACCAACAGAAAUUCUAGACCUUGCCACGAUCAAUUCAUUCAGACUACCAAUACCGCAUAUACCCCAAAUCCACAGCUCCCAACCGCAACCAUGGUAGCAGACUCCCUCCCCUCCUGGAGCACCCUCCAACAACACCACAACGACAUCGGCAAAUCCUUCGUCCUCAAAAAAGAGUUCGCCAAGGACCCCUCUCGAUUCGAGAAAUUCUCCUUCACAUUCCCCAACCCGGCCGACGGGACAGAAAUCCUCUUCGACUUCAGCAAGAACUUCCUGACGGAGGAGACCCUCAAGAUCCUCGUGCAGGUGGCCAAGGAGGCUAAGCUGGAAGACCUCCGCGAUGCGAUGUUCAAGGGUGAGAAGAUUAAUAAUACUGAGGGGAGAGCCGUGUUGCAUGCUGCGUUGAGGAAUACCGGGGAUGAGAAGAUUUAUGUGGAUGGCCAGGAUGUGAUGCCGGGCGUUAAUAAGGAGUUGAAGCAUAUGGAGGAGUUUAGUGAGGCGAUUAGGAGUGGAGAGUGGAAGGGUUAUACUGGGAAGCCAUUGACUACUAUUAUCAAUAUUGGUAUUGGUGGUUCUGAUCUCGGCCCUGUCAUGGUCACAGAAGCUCUCAAAUUCUAUGGAGACCGCAAACAAACUCUCCACUUCGUCUCCAACAUCGAUGGAACCCACAUGGCCGAAGCUCUCCGUGACUCCAACCCAGAAACUACGCUCUUCCUCGUUGCAUCGAAGACCUUCACCACCGCCGAGACAGUCACCAACGCCAACAGUGCCAAAGAAUGGUUCCUGAAGGAGACCGAUGGAAAGGGAGAUAUCGCCAAGCACUUCGUUGCACUCUCCACCAACGAGGGAGAAGUCACCAAGUUUGGUAUCGAUGCCAAGAACAUGUUUGGAUUUGAGAGCUGGGUUGGUGGACGAUACAGUGUUUGGUCCGCUAUUGGAUUGAGUGUUGCCAUUCAUAUUGGAUACAAGAACUUUUACCAGUUCUUGCAAGGUGCUAAUGCUAUGGAUAAGCAUUUCCGUGAGACGCCCUUGGAGAAGAACAUCCCUGUUAUUGCGGGUUUGUUGAGUGUUUGGUACUCUGAUUUCUAUGGUGCUCAGACACAUUUGGUUUCUCCCUUCGACCAAUACCUCCACCGCUUCCCCGCUUACCUCCAACAACUCUCCAUGGAAUCCAACGGCAAAGCCGUCUCCCGCAGCACCAACUCCUUCAUCAAAUACACCACCGGCCCCAUCCUCUUCGGCGAACCCGCCACCAACGCCCAACACUCCUUCUACCAGCUCCUCCACCAAGGCACCAAGCUCAUCCCCACAGACUUCAUCCUCGCCGCCCAAUCCCACAACCCCAUCGACAACAACAAGCACCAGAAGAUGCUCGCAUCCAACUUUUUCGCCCAAGCCGAAGCCCUCAUGGUCGGCAAGGACGAGGCCCAACUCAAAGCCGAGCAAACCCCCGAUAAGCUCCUCAAGCAUAAGACCUUCUUGGGGAAUAGACCCACCACUAGUAUCCUCGCGGACAAGAUCACGCCUGCGACGCUGGGGGCCCUGAUUGUGUAUUAUGAGCAUUUGACGUUUACGGAGGGCGCGGUCUGGGAUAUCAAUUCGUUUGAUCAGUGGGGUGUGGAGCUGGGGAAGAGUUUGGCGAAGAAGAUCCAGGGGGAGCUGGAGGAGGGCGCGGAGAAGGGAGAGCAUGAUAGUAGUACGGGGGGGUUGAUUGAGGCGUUUAAGAAGAGGGGGGCGAGUAAGAUUUAGAGUUGAAUGGGAUGGGAUGGAGAGAGUGGAGGGGAGAGGAGGGGAGACGGUGAGGUUAGAUUGAUUGGUUGAUUGAUUCAGUAUUGUUGAUUCGCUUGCUGUUGGAUUCUUGAUUUCUUGAUUCCUUGACUUAUUGAUUGAUGAACAAACGCACGCACGCACCACCCAAGUAGUAUAAAAAAGCACACACAGAAGACCGUAUGAUUGAAGAUAAACUCCGAUCAUGAUUCUGACUACAAUUACAUAUUACGAAGUGUUCAGUCCGCCAAUCCCCUUCCCCCCGGGUGCUCCUUUCC
Messenger RNA from Cadophora gregata, 2443 nucleotides. It is a transcript of the gene PGI1, whose product is annotated as glucose-6-phosphate isomerase. The record is from RefSeq and is a predicted model, not a curated record. Gene Ontology annotation, molecular function: glucose-6-phosphate isomerase activity; monosaccharide binding; carbohydrate derivative binding. Gene Ontology annotation, cellular component: cytosol. Gene Ontology annotation, biological process: glycolytic process; gluconeogenesis; glucose 6-phosphate metabolic process. Bases 492 to 2147 code for a protein of 551 amino acids. The transcript has 3 exons. NCBI's taxonomy places the organism in Eukaryota, Fungi, Ascomycota, Leotiomycetes, Helotiales, Ploettnerulaceae.